UAUAUAUAUACUCCUCUAUAUACUCCUCUAUAUAGACUCCUCUAUAUACCUUUAUAGACUCCUCUAUAUAUACUCUAUAUACCUCUACUCCUCUAUAUACCUUUAUAGACUCCUAUAUAUACCCCUCUAUAUAUCUGUAUAUACUCCAUUAUAUAUACUCCUCUAUAUACCAGCAGAUAGGGGCAGAAUAGUUCUGCUCUCACUUAUGUUCAUUCUUUAUAGACUUUUAUCCUUGCUCAUAUAUAAAUAAGUCCAGGAAAGUAAAUACAUUCUACAUCCGCACAGACCUGACACCGCUCAGGUAUUAUAUACUCCUCCUGUCCAUGCUCAGGUAUCAUAUACUCCUCCUGUCCCCUCCCUCCCAUCUGCUGCUGGACACAUCCUGGCUGGAGCCUGAGCCGGAGACAGAUCGGUGACUGUUGUUAGUAACCAGAACUGUACACAGAGAAGACAUGAUCUCAGUCAGUUCCCUGGAGCCAGUAAGUGCUAAGAGGAGAUGAGCGACUUCAAUGCUUUACUGGGCAACCUCGCUCGGACCUGCCAUGAACUGGAACAGAUCAAAGCUCAACAAACAAAGGACCAUGAGCGGGUGUCCAGGUCAUUCGAGAAGACUCUACUUUCCAUCCUCAAACAGGAACAGAGCCUCCUGAAUCAGGUGGAGGAGGAACAUAGACGUCUGAGGGAUCAGCUGUCCGCUAUCCAGAAAGAGAAUGAGCUCGCCCUACAUAAUGGAGUCUGUGAGAUCAACAGCAUAGUUCACAAGAUCUGCAACGUGUCCUCCCAGCUGAAGCAGGCGCUGGUCACCUCCAACGAACGUGUGAUGAGACAAAUCCAGGGAACGCUCUCCGACAUCUUCUCCAAGAAAAACAGCAUCAACAUCAGCCUCAAGAAGGUUCACUUUACCCCAUGGCCCCUCCAGACAACUACCCUGGGGGAGAUACGAUGUGAGGAGCAAACGCUUGGCUUUUCUAUCCCUUGUCUAAACAAAAGGACGGAAUCCAAGAAGGCGACAAACAAACCAGUCCUACUAAUUGAUGAGACCCCACCAUGGGAGGACAUGUCCCAGCCCCCCAAGGAAUGUGUAGGGGGGAAGGUGGAAAAUGUUCAGGAGUGUAUGUCCACCACCACAAACCAAUCUGUGGACCUACAGAAACAACAUGAGGAUCUGAGUCUGAACCUUUCUCCUAGAGAUCCAGCUGUCAUGGAAGCCGACAGCGCAGCCCUGAGUCCUCGGGUGGCCACCAAAAUCUGGAUCACAGACUCAAAGAAAACUGUCCAGAGGCUGAAUAAGAAGCCACAGGGCCCAACAGUGGCAAAUGGAGACCCAACCAACAAAGCAUCCACCCCACAUGUAACCAACAAAGGAGCCAGCGGAAACCCAAAGAAGGAAACAUCUCAGCCACUCCAGUCAUCCACCAAACCUCAACCACGUCUUCAAGGAUCUGGAGUGAAAAAUGAGACCAUGACAAAGCUGGAGUCUGAUAUCCUAAGCAACCUGCAAGAAACCAUAGAGCAAAGUGAUAACAUCCCCGAGACAAUGGAAGAUGGAGGACAUGAGGUCUCUACCGCCUUCCCUGAGCACCAUACUUUGUUUAGAGCGACUGCAGCUUACGUGUGUGAAGAUGAGUGUGAGGGCUCUGAGGACACUGUGGAGGGUGAGGAAACACAUGGGGAGAGGGAUGUCAAGGCUUGUAGACAACUGGUCAUCAAAGACAGUCGUGUCCCAUCAGCCAAGAAGCAAAGUGAUGGAGAACAGGUCACCAGAUGGACUUCAAUGGGCUCCAAUAGUCAAACAAGUGAAUCCGGGGAAAGCACACUCAUCUCUUUCCUAAAUAGGCAAAAUCUGGAAAGCAAUGCUGCCCGAGCGAUGGCCUCAGGCAUUGACUACAUGCGAAUGUCUGACGAGACCUCAGAUUCUCACAGUGGAGACUUUCUGAACGUUCCAAGACCAUGUUCUCCCAGCGAGAGUGUAACGUCCUCAUACACCUUCAUCAUUGAGUCUCCCGUGAAGAAGCCAACAGAGAUCAAGUCCAGUACAUUUUCACGCUCAUCCAAUCCGUUCAACCGAGAGUCUCGAAAAAGACCUCCAGUGAUCCCAUCAGCAGCCGAAAAAUCCGAAAUAAAGUCCAAACAGCCGACUCCGGCCCUGUCCAAUGGAAAGCAGAGACCUGCAACUAAAAUGAGGACUCAAAGGUUACAAGGUACCUGGAGACCUCCACCGCGCUCAUCAUCAAUGCCGUACAUCGAAAGGGCAUCCCGGCCACACACUGCACCCGCUAGGUCCACGAGACCAAUGUCUGCCAAGGAGAGAAGAGAUUCGGUGUCUAGUUCAUCGAGCACAUGGUCCAACCCUAGGAGUGUUGCCACCUCUAUGCCAUCGGGUGCUGUCCGUGAGAUCCGGGUCCGGGUCAGGUCUGCUCAGUAUUAUAGAAAGCCUCCAAAGACUUCUCAGCCACGUCUCAGAUGUAUGAGCCGGAGUGAACCAAACCUUGCUGACUGCCCGCCGGACACUGCUGGAGAUGGCAUCACCAAGCUCUUAAGACAGUUUGGCAAGUUUGGCUCUGGACGGGCAGAGUUAAAUCUGCCCCAUGGUAUUUGUGCCACCAGCUCAGGGUCCAUCUACAUUGUGGAUUAUGGAAACAAGCGGCUCCAGGUGAUGGACACAAGGGGGAAACUUCUCCAACAAUUUGCACUGGAAGCCAAAAAUUAUUUUGAUGUGGCUGUGAGUAACCGGGGCCUGGUGGCCCUAACCAACUCCAGUAACCGCUCGGUGGAUGUGUAUAGCAAACAUGGUCGCCUCCUACAAGUUCUAUCCAGAAACUGGGGUGCCCCAAGGGGCAUUACUGCAAGCUACAGAGACGAGUUCAUAGUGGCGGACAUGAAGUUGGGUACCAUCUGCGCCAUAAUUCUGGACCCUGGCACCGGACGGCAGAAGGAAAGUACAGUGGUCCCUGGCUUCAACAAGCCUUACCUGGUGGGCUCUAAUAGUCAGGGGCUCCUGGCAGUCUCAGAGAGAGGCUUAGAUGGUGGCUGCUGUGUGAAGGUCCUAGGGGAAGACUGGCAAAUCCUCAGGGUUCUGGGCCUCAAAUCCAGCCCAGGCCCCGCUCUUUAUAACCCCUGGGGAGUGUGUAUGGACAGUGAAGGGGGGGUGCUGGUAGCAGACUGGGCACAGGCACAUAGUAUUAUCUACUAUCCCACCAGGAAACCGGCCCGGGUUAUAGUGGCGGACGGUCUCAGCAGCCCCCGAGGACUGGCCUUGUGGCAGGACGGCCUUGUACUGGUGGCAGACAGCAUGCACAACUGUAUUAAGUUAUUUCGGUAUCAGGACCAUGAGCAGUGACCUCCAGAAUUCCUUGUAUGGUCCUCAGGGGCCGGCCUGGAUUAGUGGGGGCCCCCACAGAACAAUGAUAAUAAAAUGGUCUGUUCACUGGUGGAAGGUGACGCGGUGUCUGAUGUUAUUUACUGAACAAUGAGAAGCUCCAGAUGAGUGUAGUGCUCUCUGUUAUCAGCCACUUCAGGCUGUAAAUGUAAUUAUAAGCUCCUCCUCUGAUACUGACUUGGUGGCCCUGUACGGGGCCAAUAUCUCUUCUGUC
Hyla sarda is the source of this 3593-nucleotide messenger RNA. RefSeq lists its product as uncharacterized. Gene Ontology annotation, biological process: protein polyubiquitination; negative regulation of translation; proteasome-mediated ubiquitin-dependent protein catabolic process. The record is from RefSeq and is a predicted model, not a curated record. The coding region runs from base 497 to 3340 and encodes 947 amino acids. The transcript has 2 exons. Gene Ontology annotation, molecular function: translation repressor activity; ubiquitin protein ligase activity; protein binding. NCBI's taxonomy places the organism in Eukaryota, Metazoa, Chordata, Amphibia, Anura, Hylidae.